CGCUGCCUCCAAAGCCACUCCUCGCACCAGACAUCCAAUCCAAUGGCACCGAAGAAGGAGAAGGCACCGCCGCCGUCGUCGAAGCCGGCCAAGUCCGGCGGAGGGAAGCAAAAGAAGAAGAAAUGGAGCAAAGGAAAGCAAAAGGAGAAGGUCAACAACAUGGUGCUGUUUGACCAGGCCACCUACGAUAAGCUGCUGUCUGAGGCCCCCAAGUUCAAGCUCAUCACACCGUCCAUUCUCUCCGAUCGUCUCAGGAUCAACGGUUCUCUGGCCAGGAGGGCCAUCAAGGACUUGAUGGCUAGGGGAUCCAUCAGGAUGGUCUCUGCUCACGCCAGCCAGCAGAUCUACACUAGGGCAACCAACACCUAGGUCUCUCUCUCUUGAUUUCAUGUUUCGACUUGUGUAGUAUGAGGGUUCUAGUUUUUCGGGUUUUGUUAACUGUUGUUUUGUUCUGAGACUAUUUAGAAUCACUCUCAAAUUUGGUGGCAUUACUUCUAUAUAUGGAGACAUAGAGUAUUAUUUCAAGGCUAUAUCUGUUUCUGGUUCCAUCUAUUUGUUUCUUGCCUUCUGCGUGUUAAAUUACUCGCAUAAUUUCUUGUUUAUGUCUGGUAAAUAGAAUAUGCUUUGUUUUGG
Molecule: messenger RNA, 633 nt
Organism: Fragaria vesca subsp. vesca
Lineage: Eukaryota; Viridiplantae; Streptophyta; Magnoliopsida; Rosales; Rosaceae
Product: 40S ribosomal protein S25-4-like
Exons: 2
Coding region: 43-369 (108 amino acids)
Cellular component (GO): cytosolic small ribosomal subunit
Molecular function (GO): structural constituent of ribosome
Source: RefSeq, a predicted model, not a curated record